Molecule: messenger RNA, 1020 nt
Organism: Coregonus clupeaformis (lake whitefish)
Lineage: Eukaryota; Metazoa; Chordata; Actinopteri; Salmoniformes; Salmonidae
Product: basic salivary proline-rich protein 4-like
Exons: 1
Coding region: 1-1020 (339 amino acids)
Source: RefSeq, a predicted model, not a curated record
AUGAACGGAGCGUUAGAACAUCACAAUGUGUGUGGAGUCAAGCGUAACCCCGCCUCCACGGCCACUUCCCCUCAGACCACCUGCCGCCUUCCUCUACGGAAGACUUACCGGGAGAACAUCAGCCCCCGCGUCCGACCGGGCGUACCUGGAGGAGGAGGAGACAGUGUCCCGUACCCCCGUCCCUCCCCUUCGCCCCCCAAAUCUCCCCUCCCACCCUCCUCAGAGGGGACGGUGAUCGCCAACAUGAAGCUGGAGAAGAGAGGAGGUAGCCCCAGGGAGGGGGGCUCCCACCCCCACACAGAGCCCAGCCGGGAGGCCCUGAGGCUGGGGAACUCCUCCCCCUCCCCUGGCCUAGUGCAGGGCAUCACAAACACCCACCAGCACCCACACUGCCCCCACCUCUCAGACAGAGGGGCGGAGGAGAGGGGGAGAGAAGGGGAUCAUUGGGACAGAGGGGCGGAGGAGAGGGGGAGAGAAGGGGAUCAUUGGGACAGAGGGGCGGAGGAGAGGGGGAGAGAAGGGGAUCAUUGGGACAGAGGGGCGGAGGAGAGGGGGAGAGAAGGGGAUCAUUGGGACAGAGGGGCGGACAUGGGGAGGUAUAAGAGGGUGAGCAGUAAAAACCGCCAGUGGUCAGGGGGGGGUGGAACGUUCAGAAUGGACCAGCAUGCCCCUGGGCCCCCUUCCUCGCCGCCAGACACUUCUUGUUACAGAGACUCAUCACUUCCUGCUAAGCGCUGUAAGUCAGACUCUCCUGUCAUGGACAUGGACAACGCCUCCUUCUCCUCUGGCUCUCCGCCACACGAUGAGUCUCUUAACGAGCACCUGCAGUGUGCCAUCGACUCCAUCCUCAACCUGCAGGGCCAGGCCCAGGGGCCCACGCCGCGCGGGGCCAAAGGGGGCUCCGCCAGGCCACACCACCACCACAGUCAGCGACCCAUGGCCCCCCAGCCCUCCUCACACACAUACAGACCCUCAGUCUCCUCUUCAUCCUCUCUGGUGCCACAGACUCACAGCAGAUAA